AUGCGGCUCUUCCCUCUCAUGCUUGUGAUGGUCUGGCUCGAUUUCACCAGUGCCGCAUCGGUCCCUCGCCGGUCCAAGAAUCGCAACUCCAUUCACCCCUGGACGCAGACUCUUACCACGCGAAACGCCACAGCCAGCUCAAGCACCUUAUCCCUUAACAUCGACCCUGACAUAGUCAACCCUGUAUGUGGUGGGAUCUACGAGGCCAACAUCAACGUCGAAAGUGCACCAGACCCAUUCUACCUCAGCUCAGUCUGCAACAACGUCCUGAAUUACAUCGGUGGCCCAAAAGGGAACGAAGACGUCGAUGUCAUCUUCGCUUGCACAGGCUUGAGCACCUCCGGCACAGGAACUCGAGACGUCAAGAUCAUCUUCAACACCCAAGCCGAUGCACCCAUAAAUGCUGGCAGUGGCGGGACACAGUUGAUCCCAGCAAACAUGCAAUUUGUGUCGGAGAAGGAUAAUGUGUUUUAUAACUCAGAGGUGGAAAUCGGGGUCAAGAGGAAUACCGGGACGGGGGAUGUGGCUUUUCAGUACAUCUAUUGUUGA
Fonsecaea erecta is the source of this 549-nucleotide messenger RNA. RefSeq lists its product as hypothetical. The transcript has a single exon. NCBI's taxonomy places the organism in Eukaryota, Fungi, Ascomycota, Eurotiomycetes, Chaetothyriales, Herpotrichiellaceae. Bases 1 to 549 code for a protein of 182 amino acids. The record is from RefSeq and is a predicted model, not a curated record.